Molecule: messenger RNA, 768 nt
Organism: Ambispora gerdemannii
Lineage: Eukaryota; Fungi; Glomeromycota; Glomeromycetes; Archaeosporales; Ambisporaceae
Source: the annotation of a GenBank genome assembly
AUGCAAAAGAACAAUGAUGCCAAGUUGAACAAUCGACCAAGCGGUUUUGGUACCCCAACGCCUCAAUUAGGGCAGAAUUCUGUCACUGUAAAUCCUCCCUUCGUUAACCAAUCUCGACAACCUCAUACACAUCCACCACAACAAUUGAAUCAAUAUACAAUUUAUCCACAACCACCACCACCUUCGGGCCAAAACCAAAAUAUACAGCCUCCAUCUUCAAAUCGACCUCAUAAUGCCAAUGGACAAUCCUGGGUGAUUAACAAUCAAACACAACAAAGGCCUCCACUACCACAACAAUAUCAACCACCACAAUCACAGCCGCAAACAUACGACAAUCAUAGCCGAUCACCUGACAGAGUAAGAUCACCGAACGACAGUAGCAACAGCAACAACAAUACUAAGUAUCAAGGUUAUAACAAUGUUCUAGCAACUGAAUAUGAAGAACAACAAGAGUAUCCUACGCAAGAAGCACAUAACAUUAACAACAAUAAUAAUAGUAUAAAAGAAAAAACUGCUAAUACUGUUGUCGCUUCUCAAAAAGAGAUAUCGACACCACGAUUCGCUACAUCGAAUCGUGGUCAACUGCUGUUGACUGUCUACAUCGAGUUUGGUGAUGACAGAAAUCAUGCGAUCGAAGUGCACAUAAAUGAUGAGCCAGAAAGGUUAGCGCAAGAAUUUUGCCGAAUGCACAAUGCUACUAAUCCUGACGUAUUGCCAGCAUUGGUGAAUCUGAUGUCGGAAGAGAAACGAAAAAGAUUGGGGUGUUAA